AAAUGUAAUAGUUCAUAUACUAAAAACAUUACAAAACUUUUUGCAGUUAGCAACUGUUAGCAGAUGUUGGAGGUGAAGGAAAAGCUCUACUGAGAGGAACACAUUGUAAGUCCUGCGAUCAUCAUGAGUAAGACAAAGCCGAAGCUUCCACCACGAAGAGCAACUCUGAUUCAUGAAGGUCCUCCAAAACGAUCCCUUCUACAUACAGAUAGGACAAAUCUUGAUGAAAAUGGAAAAGUCAGAAAAUGGACUUAUGGAAACAAAGAUGACAGUAAACCAAACAAAAUUGUUCUUCUGGUGGGAGAGACUGGCGCUGGUAAGACGACUCUUAUCAACACCAUGGUCAACUACUUACUGGGAGUGACGUUUAAGGAAGAAAAGUGGUAUGAAAUUACAGAAGAAGCAGCAGGAGAUCAAUCAGAAUCACAAACUUCUGAAAUCACCAUGUAUGAAGUCUCUUCUAUUAAAAGUCCCAUAUCUCUCACCAUCAUUGAUACUCCAGGCUACGGAGACACUAGAGGACUGGACAAUGAUCUGGAAGUUGCUGAGAAUUUAUCUGCCCUGUUCCAAAGAAAUGAUGGAGUUUGUGAAGUCGAUGCUGUGUGUUUUGUGAUUCAAGCAUCAAAGAAUCGUCUCUCAGACAGACAGCAUUACAUUAUCAGUUCAAUUCUGUCUUUGUUUGGUAAAGAUAUUGUGAACAACAUUGUGUUUUUAAUCACACACUCUGAUGGUCUGCCAGCCAAUAAUGUCCUUUCCAGCAUCAAUAAAGCUAGAAUCCCCUGCAGACGAGACAAAAGUGGCCAACCUGUUCAUUUCUUAUUCAACAACAGACAGACUGAAGAUCGUCACACUAAAGAUCGUCAUAUUCGCGCUCAAAGAGACGCCUGGGAAGACAGUGUGGAAGGCAUGAGGCAAUUCUUUCAGACUCUGAAUGAAAUGAACAGAAGAAGUUUAAAGUUGACUUCAGAUGUACUGAUGGAGCGCAUUCAGUUUGAAGCAUCCAUCUGCAACUUACAGCUGCGAAUUCAAGAGAAGGAGUUGAAAAUAGAUGAAAAACGUCAGAUCCAGGAGGCAAUGAUGCAAAACAAGGAAAAGAUUGAGGAGUGUAAAAACUUCACGAUUAAAGUCAAAAAGACUGUCAAACAGAAGGUGCCCAUCGAGAGCAAGUCAUGGAAGAACAGGAAGGCGACAACCUGCACCGUCUGUGAAGAAAACUGUCAUGAGUUUGACUGCUGGUGGGUUUCUGAUCCCAGCAAAUGUGAAGUCAUGAAAAAAGGCUACUGCACCGUGUGCACAGGGAAGUGUCAUCACAGCAAACACGUCAAAGAAAACAAGAGAUACAUCAUCAAAAUUUCAAACGUCAUGAUGGAGUUUGACUCCAUAAAAAAGGAAUAUGAAAAAGCCCAAGAAGAGUCCAAAAUAUAUUCAUUUUUAAUGCAACGUCUUGACAAAGAUCUGCAGGAUAUUGAAGACCAAAAGUCAAAUCUUUUGUUCGAAGCUUACCAGACCAUCAAGAAUCUGUCUCAGAUUGCAUUAAAACCAGACUCUGCCUUCACUCUUCAGCAUCUGGACUUCUUCAUCCCCAGAGUGAGGGAGGCUGGGAAAGAAGACUGGGUGAGAGAGUUGGAGGAAAUGAGGAGAAAAGCUGUAGAAGAUGAAGCCAAUAAAAACGCUCUCAGUUAUCUGAAAGCUGGUCUGGCAAAACUUUUCAUGAAUGGGAAAUGAUUGAAUCCAGUACAGUGAACAAUCAAAGUAUAAACCUGCUUCCUACAAUGAGAAAA
Carassius carassius (crucian carp) is the source of this 1781-nucleotide messenger RNA. RefSeq lists its product as uncharacterized. Lineage: Eukaryota; Metazoa; Chordata; Actinopteri; Cypriniformes; Cyprinidae. Gene Ontology annotation, molecular function: GTP binding. Bases 124 to 1725 code for a protein of 533 amino acids. The record is from RefSeq and is a predicted model, not a curated record. The transcript has 2 exons.